This is a messenger RNA of Eruca vesicaria subsp. sativa (arugula), 276 nucleotides long. The record is from the annotation of a GenBank genome assembly. Lineage: Eukaryota; Viridiplantae; Streptophyta; Magnoliopsida; Brassicales; Brassicaceae.
AUGGAUUGGCAAGGACAGAAAUUAGCGGAGCAGUUGAUGCAGAUCCUGCUCUUGAUCGCCGCCGUUGUGGCGUUCGUUGUUGGUUACACGACGGCUUCCUUCAGGACGAUGAUGUUGAUUUAUGCGGGAGGUGUUGGUGUCACGACGUUGAUCACCAUACCAAAUUGGCCAUUCUUCAACCGUCAUCCUCUCAAGUGGUUGGAUCCAAGUGAAGCAGAGAAGCAUCCUAAACCUGAAGUCGUUGUUAGCUCGAAGAAGAAGUCAUCUAAAAAGUAG